Molecule: messenger RNA, 924 nt
Organism: Gryllus bimaculatus (two-spotted cricket)
Lineage: Eukaryota; Metazoa; Arthropoda; Insecta; Orthoptera; Gryllidae
Source: the annotation of a GenBank genome assembly
UCGGGCACCGCCUCCCCCUCGCACCACGUCGCCGCUCACGCCGCGCACGCGCGCCGCAGCGUCGUCUCCUUCCCGCUGCCGCCCCCUGCACGUGCCCCUACUCGGCCAGCAGCAGGGGCGCGCCCAAGGAGCGCGAGCGCCAGGGCCACGCCCGCCCCCGCUGCCGCCGCCGCGCUCCCCGCGCGCGCGACACGGCUCCGACGUCGCCGCCCCCGCGCCUUCCUCAGCCGAGGGCUCGCCGCGCGGCAACAGCGUGAUGGUGACGUGGGAACGGCGCGGGUCGAGCGCACGCUCCACGCUGGUGGCGGGGAGUGGCGGCGGGCGCACGUCGCCCACGGCGCCCCGCGGCGCCACCCUGCGCCGCUCCGCCACGCUGCGCCACCAGCACCACCACCACCACCACCACAACGGCGCGCCGGGCGCCAAGGCCGCGGGGGGCGGGGCGUGCACGCCGCCGUCCUCGUCGCGCGGGGGCGCGGGCGCGGGCGCCGGGGAGAGCAGCGCGCAGUCGUCGCCCUGCCUGCUGGUGCGCUAUGGGUCGCGCUCGCGCUCCAGUCGCAGCACCACGGGCACGGUGCGCUCGCACCACUCGCGCACGUCGUCGGUGGCGUCGCGCACGUCCUCGCGCCACGGCCGCAUCAUCCGCCUGGAGCAGAAGGCCACCAAGGUGCUGGGCGUCGUCUUCUUCACCUUCGUCGUGCUGUGGGCGCCCUUCUUCGUGCUCAACCUCGUGCCCACGGUGUGCGGCGAGGAGUGCGAGCGGCGCAUCGACCACCGCGUCUUCGACUUCGUCACGUGGCUCGGCUACGCCUCCUCCAUGGUCAACCCCAUCUUCUACACCAUCUUCAACAAGGUGUUCCGCCAGGCCUUCAAGAAGGUGCUCACGUGCCAAUACCGCAAGAAGGUGUGGCGGCCGCCGGCGUA